This is a messenger RNA of Trichoderma virens Gv29-8, 936 nucleotides long. RefSeq lists its product as uncharacterized. The transcript has a single exon. The record is from RefSeq and is a predicted model, not a curated record. Bases 1 to 936 code for a protein of 311 amino acids. Lineage: Eukaryota; Fungi; Ascomycota; Sordariomycetes; Hypocreales; Hypocreaceae.
AUGAGCUCCUCCAGAGACGAACGAGCCAAGGCGGCCAAGGCAUUUCUCAACAAAAAGAUCCCUUCAAUAUUAAAGUCAAAUUCAAGAGCCAGAAGAGGCAUCGAAAGCGUCCAAUUAAUUGUAGAUCCGCCUCGAAUAGCUCCCAAAAGAGAUGCAACGGCCGCUACAAGCGCAGAGUUUACAAAACAAACAGACGACAACAAUGACUCAGAUCCAGCAUCUUACGAGGCUCCCUCCACCACUUUAGCUUCCAAAUUCAUCAGAGUUUGGCCUGUAGAUACUCUAGAAGCUGCAUCAAGAUUAAUUAAAUCUGGUUCAGCCCGAAUUGCUGUCCUCAAUAUGGCCUCUCCCCUUCGUCCUGGAGGCGGUGUCCUCACAGGGGCUACAUCACAAGAAGAAUGGCUAUGCUCCAGAACUACGCUAUAUCCAUCUCUCCGCGAAGAAUUCUACCGUCUCCCUGAAGUGGGUGCCAUCUACACGCCUGAUGUGCUCGUUUGCAAGACGUGGGAUCCAGAACCAUCCGAUCUCAAACCGGCAGAUCAGUUCUUUAUCGAUGUCAUCACGGCAGCCAUGCUACGCCUCCCAGACGUUGAGACAAAUCAACACGGCGAGAUGUCGUAUUCGGAACAAAAGGACAGAGAUAUGGUUUUAGCCAAGAUGCGAUGCGUAAUGCGAACUCUCCGGUCUCGUCACAUAAAUCGUGUUGUUCUAGGCGCUUGGGGCUGUGGCGCUUAUGGAAAUCCCGUUGAGGAAGUUGCAAGAGCAUGGAGGAGAGUUCUGCUGGGGCCACAAGCAAAGAGAACUCAGACGGUUGAAGUGUAUCAAGACAUGGAAGUGGUAUUUGCUAUCAAGGAUCACAAUAUGGCCCGUAGGUUUACAACUGCCUUUGGGGCUGAGGCCGUCUUGGAUAAUGGUGAUAGCAGUGUCACUGAUUAG